CCUCUGAGCCUUUCAGACAGUCAGAUGGAGUGUGAUACUGCUCUCUGUGAACUUUAACUACACAUCAGUUCCAGGUGACCACCAAGACAAUCACUGGAGUGGGCCAGCUACAGAGGACUUAUUUAUCAUAUAGUGAUCCCAAAGGAGGAUACAUCCCUGAAUAAAAUGUCGACUUUCACCAUAGGAAAAUCAUCCCCUAAUCAAAGUGAUACAAAGAGUCCCACUCUUACAGGGAAAAACAGACAACAGGUUGUUCAUGAUGACAACAGCAAGCGAAGGACCCUGUUGCAGGAUAGCAGCUGGAUAAAGAAAAGACCUGAGGAGGAGAGUACUAAUGAAAACUAUGGCAGAGUUGUGCUUAACCAAUACAAAUCUCAAGAUAGCUUAAACAGUAACUUGAAUGAAAAGGAAGAUCAGAAAGUUUUCCUUGGCCGAUACAGAUCUGAUACUAUUUUAAACAGAAUUUCAGACACAAGAGAUGCUGAUAAAGCAAAUAAUUCCCCACGCUCAGAAAAUAGGACAACUGACAGACAGUCCUGGACUCCUUCUAAUACAUCAGCCACCACCUCUACAUCUCCUGUGAAGCACAAAAGGCAGUCUUGGAUGCCACCACCAGUCUCCGGUUAUAAGAACACCACAGUUACUGUGGAAAACAAAGGGCAGUCCAGAACCCUACCAGAUUCAACAACCACAACCAUAGUUGAUACUAAACGAAUUGCUUCUUCAGAAAAUUCAGAAGGGCCAAAGAUGACUAUCUAUUCAUCAGAACAAACUACACCUGAGAGAUCAAAAACUGCUGUAGACAAUCAAACCAGAACAAGGCAGGUAUCUCCAACAAAACCUGGCAUAUUUGCUGCUGAAAGAAGAAUCACAACAGAAAGAACAACAAGGAGCCAAGAUCUUGAUAAUCUAAAAAAAAAUCCCACAACUCACACAGAUGACAAGGGAGGCCAAGAUCUUGAUGAUCGCAUUGAAGUAAAGGCUCCUGUGGAGCAAAAUAAAAAUCGGACAACUGAGCAACCCUCUGAUUCUGCUAAUGCUCCAAAUAACCGAUCUGACACAAACUACUUUUAUGACAACAGAGGAUCCAGAAAUAAUACUUCAACCAGUUACUCAAGUCCAAAGAAUAAAGUUGUGUACACAAGGACAUACGAGGAGACUACGUACGGGAAAGAUUCGGAGAGCAGAUUGGAGAGAAACAAUUGGAACAGCAAAGAGAAGUUCAGAGAGGCCAGCAAAUCACCCAAUGAUGCAUAUGAAGAAAAUGUCACUGGAAAGUCUAUCAAAACUGUUUACUCUACUUCUGAUCGGAGUAUAAUUGAAAAAGAUAUGUGUACAUACUGCCGGAAGCCAUUGGGCAUAGAUUCCAAAAUGAUCUUAGAUGCCUUACAGAUUUGCUGUCACUCAACUUGCUUCAAGUGUGAAGUGUGCAAAAGACCUCUGGAAGAUCUGAAAGCAGGAGACAGCAUUUGGAUUUACAGAAAUACUGUACAUUGUGAACCCUGCUAUUUCAAAAUUAAAGAAAAAUGGAUCUACUAGUUUUGGCUUCCAGAAACUAGGAUAAAGAUACACCAGUAUUUAGUUAAAUACAUCUUCCUAAUAAUUAAACCUAUGUAAAAUGUUUAAUUUUUUUUGUUAAGACUGACAUAUUCUAAAUAUAAUAUUACUAAAUAGUCACUAUAGAAACAUAGUCUAUGAGACUUAAAAUGACUAUAAAUACUUCCAGAAAGCAACAGAAUGUAUGGUUCAGUAUGUCCAUCAGAUGAAUGAAAGUUAUUUCUACAUGUGAUUUAGCAAAAGUAGAAAUGUAUCAUAUGGAAGGACAUAUCUCUGCCUGUGAGUUUUGAAGGACCUGUUUUCUGUUUAUCCAAAAUAUGCCUGGUAACAAAUAAAGAAUUGUUAUCUUUAUAUGCUAUGUUUUUAACAUUGAUACAUUUGUAAUCAAUGUGUUUUUGAAAACCAGUGGUCUUAUGGUUAUCCAGUACAGUUAUAAAAUGUAUACUCUACAUGACAUUACUUUCUUAUAUACAGUAUACACUUUUGCAAGGUGGUGGAUGCAAACACCUUGUGACUGCUAAUUAUAAAGAACAUAAAAAGCACUUUUCUUGGCAUAGAAAAUAUAUUAAAGAAAUGAAAAGAACUGUUCAUUAUUUGUCACAAUACAUCUGUUCACAAAGAGUCAGCAAUAUUCUGCAUUAUUCACUGAGAGUCAUAAAGUAGUUCAGUGAUUUAUUGAGCUACAGUGAUAGGUUUUGGCUCCUGCAUUCUGUCUUGGGAUCUUUGCUUGAUCUUUUACAUCAUUAACAUUAUUUGACAUUAUUAACAUUAAUUUUUUCUCCUUUGUAUCUCAGCAAAAAAUCAUUGAUCAAGUGUGACUAUGAAAGAAUACUUUUUUUUCAAAGGGGUAAAAAAAAAAUAAAAAUGCAUGUGGAAAUCAACUGAUUCCCAGACAAAAACCUACUGGUGAAAGGAGCGUUUAGUUGAAAGAACUACCUGGGUAUUUCUUAUUCCUUCUCUGCUGUUACUUAGAAGACAACUGGGUAAUGCAGAUCAAAACAAUUUAUUUGAGGAAAAGUUAAACUUAAUGGGCUAGAUCUUGCAAUGUGGUCAAGCAGCAUGGAGUGCACGUCAUGUAUAGUCUGUGCAAGGGUGUGGCUUAAAGUUCACCUUUGCAGUCCUAUUAUUUUGCUACUAUUCUGUGCAGUUCAGUCCCCCUGCAGUGUGAGGGCUGCUGCAAUUUAAGCAGAGUUGCAAUGGUCACAAGGGGCUAAAAACAGGUGAAGAUUAGCAUAGUGCAGGGUGUCCUGUCCAUACUUCCUUCGUCCAGACAUGUCCGCCCCUGUCUUUCCUGUCAAAUCUGUAGCAGUAGGGGUAAUAGGCAUGAAAGUCCCUCAGCUGUACCCUCUUUCAGGGCCUAGUUAAGAUGGCUUCACAGGCAGAUUGUGUAGGGCAAGGCAGCGCUUACAUAAAAGAUUAUUUGGCCUACUGGUUUUUAUGAAACCUUCUUGUGAAUUAAUUAAAGCAACUUUAAUAAACAUGUUACUGUAAAUAUGAAUCCUGGUUUGAGCCAACUGCUGACAAAUACUUUCCAGUUAAAGAGUGCUGGGACUUCUCUGCUUCAUAAGGGAACAAUGUCCACAAUGACGUGGAGAGAGUUGGUCCAAAAUAUUACUAGAGGAUACAUAUUCAGUAUGUGGAAGCCUGGUGGAAGCCUGCACCGGGACCAACUGAGAUUGGCUGUGUGUGGUUACAGAAGAAGUUAUGAAUUAGAAACAUAGCACUGGGAUCUAGAGGCCAGUGUUGUCCACAUCUGAUAUUUUGUUUCAGUCCAUUGCAAAGGUUAGGGGCCAGUAGAAAAUCUAAACAAAUGUGGGGGCAUUUAGAUCUGGGGAUUUGAUUCAGGCCCGUCCAUAAUAAAAAUGUUUAGUGGCUGGGAAGCAGCAAUAUAAAAAUAAUAAUACAUAAUUCUGUGCUCAUGAAUUCAUACUUGAUAAGCAGCCAUGGUAAUUGUGCCAUAUGUUUUAUUGUUGUUUUUAUUAUAUGUAUAUAUGUGCUGAAAAGUAAUAACAGUUUUUUGGCGCUUGAAGUUUAGCACAUAAAAGGACUGGAGAGUAGUAUCUAUUUAAAAAUAUCAUAUUAACAUCUCAAUGCUCAUGUAGCAAAACUAAAUCGCUUUUGCAUCCUUUUUGCAUAUCAUUAGCGUAUAAUGUUUAAUUUUUCUUUGACUGGUGCUUCAUGGAAACAUCCAAAGGAACAGUUUUGCAGGCAGCUGUUUUAAUGAAUCCUUUAUCUUCAAUAAUGCCUUAAAUUAUACUGAAAAGCUGCAUUGAGGGAUGCUAUAGUAAAUUAUGUGGGUUUUUGUGAUUCAUCAAGACCAUUUUCUCGACAUGUAAUGGAUACUUCAUUUUACAAAGCAGGGGCACAGCUCAAAGAAGGGGAGGAAUCAAGCAAUAAGGAAAAAAUAAUACAAGCAUGGAGAAAGAAAUAAUCUUUAUAGAAUGGGAAAGUAGAUAUUAAUAUGUUUCAAAGAUGUAGUUUACUUGAGGAUUACUCACUUAUUGAAUAACACAGGUGUGACAAUUAGGGUCCAGAUACCCUAAAUGGAGAAAAGGGUGUCUGAAACCCCAAAGAACAAGCAACUGAAUCAACAGCUUGUAUAUAAUGUUAUGUAUAAAUAUGUCUCGUAAAAUCUCUGCUGAAAGCUUGUAAUGUUCUGAACUUAAGAGUCAUUAGGAGAUAUGUAUGCAGGUUAUGUUUAUGAAUGUAUGCAUGUAUAUGCGUGUAGAAAAUGGCAAUUGUAAUUGGGGGACCUUCCAGGCUAGUUGUUUACACAAAACUCCCAGCACCUAGCAUUUUACAACCCAGAAAAAAUCAAUGAUGGACCAUUAAUGUUAAUGGAAAGACAUUGACACUGAAAAGGAAACACCAUUCUUAGGCCUUGUCUACACUACACAGUUAAGUUGACGUAACAGACGUACAGCCAUCGCACUAAUUACUUUGGUUUUUCAUGUCCAUGCUACAGUUCCCCUGCCAGUGGUGCUAAUCCUCACCACAAGCGCUUGCACCGACUUAAGUGUGGCAGUGUGAGGCGCUGACAGCCCAGUUCUGUAGACUUUGCAUGAAUCCUUCAGCUGGGAGUUCCACUGUUGGAUGCUGAUAGCCCGGGCUGUCGGCUCUGUGCAGAGCCCCACUGCCUGAUGCUGACAGCUUGGGCUGUUGGCUCUGUGCGGAGCCCCGCUGACCAGUGCUGACAGCCUGCAUGGCACUGACGGGCAAUGUAAAUAAUGCAGGGUCUACACAGACACUGCACUGUCCUAACUACAUCAACCUAAGCACUACUCCUCUUGUGGAGGUAGAGUUAUUAGGUCAGUGUAGUGGAGGACUUAUAGUGGCUGCAUUGUGCUGUAGUGUAGACACAGGGCUAAGUCGACAUAAGGUUGAAUUUGUAGUCUAGACCUGGCCUUAGAAGACUAAGGAGGAGGAAGUUUCCCCUGCUCUGCGUUACAAUUGUCUGAAAGAAAGAGGGAAAAAAACCUGCAAACCCUGUUACAAAGGAAGGGAGGAUUUUGAAGUGACGUCUAUCGAAACAGAGGGCCAACAUCUAAGUGGGAUGCUGUCUGUGAAACACUGGAUCCCCUUUCAGACAGAGGGCAUGCUGGGAAACUGUUCAGAGGCAGUGGUUAAUUUGUAUUAGAAAAGGGAAUUUAGCUAAUAUAGACCUACAGUGCCUGAUGAUGCGUCUUUAUGGUUAUUUUCUGAGUAACUUGUAUGUUUUCGCUUUUCCUUACUAUUUCCAUCUUUGAAUCUGUGAUUUUUCCAUUAAAUAAACUUUUUGUUUAUUUUUACCCCAA
This is a messenger RNA of Caretta caretta (loggerhead turtle), 5351 nucleotides long. It is a transcript of the gene SCEL, whose product is annotated as sciellin. Gene Ontology annotation, biological process: epidermis development. Gene Ontology annotation, cellular component: cytoplasm. The record is from RefSeq and is a predicted model, not a curated record. NCBI's taxonomy places the organism in Eukaryota, Metazoa, Chordata, Testudines, Cheloniidae.